AUGGCGGAAAAAGAAUCCAAGGUCGAUGAUUACAACGUUGUUGAGGAGGCGGCAGACAGCCCCGUCUCUCUCAGUAACCCUGAUAUCGGAGAAGGACGUGACGGACCAUGGAUCAGAUUUCUCACGUGGUUGAAAUGGUAUCCCAAGAAUAUGCCACACUUAGAGAAGAAAUUGAUCUUGAAACUGGAUUUGUUGAUUCUAGUGUUUGGUUGUCUGUCAUUCUUCACCAAGUACUUGGAUCAGCAAGCUAUUACCAAUGCAUACGUCUCAGGAAUGAAAGAAGAUUUGCAUCUACAAGGAAACCAGAUCAACUACAUCACCGCCGUCUUCUGGGCAUCAUACUGCACUUCCAUGAUCCCGGCUUGUUAUCUACUGACUCGGACCCGAAUCAACAUCGCUCUUCCAACACUUGAAGUUGGCUGGGGCCUGUUUACAUUUGGAUGUGCCUGGGCGCAAAACUUGAAAACAAUAUAUGCAAUGCGCUUCUUCGUGGGCAUUUGUGAAUCGUGCUCCUUUACCGGUGUCAUCUAUGUGAUUGGUUCAUGGUACAAGCCUACCGAGAUCACGCGACGAGUCGCCUUUUUCUUUAUCGCGUCGCCUCUUGGGACUAUGUUUGCGGGUUAUUUACAGGCUGCUGUAUACACCAAUUUGGACAACAGUCAUGGAUUGGAAGGGUGGAGGUGGCUAUUCAUUGUUUGCACAGUCAUUACACUGCCAAUUUGCAUCUUAGGCUUCAUCGCAUUCCCAGACGUCCCUCACCGCAAAAAGCCACGCUUCCUUUCCGAAGCCGAAUUCACACUUGCCAGUACUCGUCUUAAGGGUCUAGUGGCCCCUAGUGAGUUAAAAGUAUCGCGUUCCCUCAUCAAGCGAGUACUUGGACGCUGGCAUUGGUACGUCUUUGUAAUGCACUGGAUACUUAUGGACCAAAACUUCGCGCCCUCGGGGACUCCGUUCAGUCUCUACCUCAAAUCAAAGUCCAACAUCUACUCGGUCACUCGCAUAAAUACUUUACCGACGAUUGCCACUGCAAUUUCUGUCGUAGCUGCAAUUACGGCCGGCAUUGUAGCUGAUCGAAAGCGAAACUGGUGGCUACCUUCUGUCGUGGUCACUAUCCCGGUUUUGAUUGGUGUGAUUUUGCUUGUUGUAUAUGAUGUUGGGGAGUCUGGUCGACUAGCUGGAUUUAUUAUUACUGGAUUUGAAGGAGGCAAGUCAUCUUUCGAUUAUUGGCUUGGUACGUUGACUGACAAACAUGUAGCAAUAAGCCCACUUACAAUGAGCUGGGUAACGGUCAUCUGUCACAACGAUGCCGAAGAACGAGCCAUUGUAACCGCCUCAAUGAACGCGAUAGGUCAAGCCAUGGCCGCGUGGACUCAGAUUCUGCAAUAUCCAGCUACACACGCCCCUCGGUUUCGAGCUGGGUUCAUAUCGAACCUGAUCACCACGGUUGUGCAAUUCAUAAGCAUUGGCUUGAUUGCGUACCUUCAAAAAAGGGACUCACGCAAGAGCGGCCGAGCCAGUGGGAUUGCUUAA
Messenger RNA from Talaromyces amestolkiae, 1530 nucleotides. RefSeq lists its product as uncharacterized. Gene Ontology annotation, cellular component: membrane. The record is from RefSeq and is a predicted model, not a curated record. Gene Ontology annotation, biological process: transmembrane transport. The transcript is spliced from 4 exons. The coding region runs from base 1 to 1530 and encodes 509 amino acids. NCBI's taxonomy places the organism in Eukaryota, Fungi, Ascomycota, Eurotiomycetes, Eurotiales, Trichocomaceae. Gene Ontology annotation, molecular function: transmembrane transporter activity.